This is a messenger RNA of Polistes canadensis, 1669 nucleotides long. It is a transcript of the gene Elp6, whose product is annotated as elongator complex protein 6. Gene Ontology annotation, biological process: tRNA wobble uridine modification. NCBI's taxonomy places the organism in Eukaryota, Metazoa, Arthropoda, Insecta, Hymenoptera, Vespidae. The transcript has 2 exons. The record is from RefSeq and is a predicted model, not a curated record. Bases 819 to 1649 code for a protein of 276 amino acids. Gene Ontology annotation, cellular component: elongator holoenzyme complex.
AAUUCAUGCGCAAUCAUUUUAAUUUGAUAAUUGAUCGAUAGAUAGUUUAUCGCCACCUUGCGGGUCAGUUAAUAUUUCUUUAUAUAUCGUACUAACCAUAAGGACAAUUGACAAUUUAUAAAGUUUAAUAAUCUACGAUUACUAGUGAGUUGCAUCAGAAAAAGCAAGUGGUACAAGUUUAAUUAAAUAAAAUUACAAUUGCGAGACGGUGACUGAUGUAAUCUUUCUUCUGACAGUGCUAAGCUUUUGACCGGCACAUUUAAAACUCUUCUGUCAUUGAUACUCUUAUCAUUAAAUUCAUCACCCGUUUAGUUGGGAUGUUGCUAUGUAAUCUUAAAUUUUUUUAUAUUUUUAUCUAGUCAUUAAAAUGUCAUUCAAUAUUAAGAUAAAAUUCAAAUAAAUGUUUUAUAUUAUUUUUCUAUGUUUUACUAGUUAUAUAUUAUUUAAAGAAAAUCUUCACGUAAUCUACUUCUUACAAUAAACUUUUUUAUGAUAUUGUGCAUGCAAUACAUAUUGAGUUGUUGCAUCAGAUCAAUUUCUUUGUCAGAGUUAUUUAACCCAGUUUUAUUAUACUCAACUCAUUGUCAUUCUGACUUUUUCAAUAAGCUUAUUUAAUAUUGCUUAUUUUAUAAGAUUUUUUCUAUUUAAAUGAUAGUUGUAAACUAAACGGAUUCAAUAUGCAAUUAUUCUUUUAUUGUACUUUUGAGGUUAUAAUAUAGUUAUUUUUAUGAAAGUACAAAGAGAAGAUAUCAUUGAAAGAAAUAUUAAUUGUAAAGUACUAUUUUCAUAAAAAUAAUAAUUGUAUAAUUUAUUACAACAUGGUAACCUCAAUGGGAUCUAUAUGCAGCACUCUUGGUAUUGAUAGAGUGGACAUGCUUGGAAGAAUAGUUUUAAUUGAAGAGCAACAUGGUUGUGAUGCUAAUUUUUUAACAAAUGCAGUUAUUUCUAAUGCAUUGGGAAAAGACUAUGGAAUUUGUUUUGUACUUUUUCAUAAUACAUUCAAUCAUUAUCACAACGUGGGUAUGAGAAGUGGUUAUAAUUUAAUGACAUUAAAAGAAAAGGGUAAAGUAACUUUUGUUGAACCCAUGAAAGAAUUAAUGCAUAAUAUAAAUGACAUAUGCAUGGAUACUGACAUUAUGGAUGUUGAUAAUAGAAUUCUCUCUGAUUUAAAUAGUACAGAUACAACUGUGGUUGAUAACAUGUUUAAACUUUUAAAAAAUAGCUAUAAUGAAAUGGCAAGUCAAAAUGAAAAAGUUUUAAUAAUUAUAGAAGAUAUUUCUCAUUUGUCUGAUUUAGGAUUAAGUUUUAGAGAUUCUAUGCACUAUGUAAAGUGUAUAAGAUCACUUAUGGAAUCUUAUCCGAUGACACAGCUGUGUGUUACAGUACAUACGUACCAAAAUAAUGUACAAAGUUCUAUUCCUGAUUUUAUUAGUAAUAAUUUUAAAUAUAUAGCAGAUCUUGUUCUAAUAGCAGAACCAUUAACAACUGGUCAUUCGAGUGAUGCUUCUGGGAAAAUAACAGUUAAUUGGAACAUAGAUUCUGUAAGAAGUGAAUAUCAUUGGACAGAAAAAAUGAUAUAUUUAUAUAAAUUACUAGAUUGGCAUGUAAGAAUAUUUGCUCCCGGUGCAACAACAAUAUCUGUGACAUAAAAUAUUUCUUUAUAAAAAUA